CUCGACCGGUUUUACUCUUUAGCGAACUCUAUCGUACUCACUUCGUUCAUACAUUGUGUAGAUACCGUAUAGAAUAUUUAACACGCUAUAAAAACGUUUGAGUUUGUUUAAUAAAUAAACUUGUUUAAUAUUAACGAAAAAUCAUCAUGAAGCUGAUUGAAAUAUUAGGUUGCACUUUAUUUUUAUGGAGCAUCCUGCUUGUAUCUACGACAAAAAGUGCCGUUAUACAGAGACAACAAAAAAAUUUUAAUGUUACGAAUCCAACAAUAAAAACCAAUGUUUCUACGUAUGACGAUGACGACGAGGAUUUCGUUCCUUAUCAAGGAGAACGUUUUAAUGUUUUUGACUGGAUGCUUUUUAAAACUAUGGGAACGAAAUAUUCUGGAAAUAUAUUAUUAUCACCGAUAUCUGUGAAAAUGGCAUUGGUUUUGCUUUACGAAGGAGCUCAGGAUCAAACAGCUCAUGAAUUAGCUGGAGUUAUGCAAUUACCGGCUAGUCGAUCAGCGACUCGCGAUAAGUUUUCUGAAAUCCUUCAAUCAUUAAGGAUGAUAUGUCCUCAGUACGAAUUGAAUAUCGGUACACGCAUUUAUGUCGAUACUUCCAUUUCUACGAGACAACGUUAUGCUGCAAUCGUGGAAACAUUUUAUGGGGUUAAUCUUAUAAAUGCAAAUUUGUCGGAUACUCGAACAAUUACCGAGAAAGUUAAUUCUUGGGUAAAAAAUGUGACACAUGGGAAUAUCGGUAAAUUGAUUGAAGAUGAAAACAAUUUGAAGGACUCGGUAAUGUUAGUGGUCAAUGCACUCUUUUUCAAGGGCACUUGGAGACGUCAAUUCUUCUCAUCUAAAAAUACUUACAUAGGGAAAUUUUUUACAAGCACAAACAAUAGCGUUGCUGUACCAUUCAUGUCUACAAUCAAUCGAUUCUAUUAUUCAGAAUCUCCAGAAUUGGACGCAAAGAUUCUCCGAAUACCGUAUGACGGUCAUAAAUUUGCUAUGUAUUUGGUACUACCAUAUACAUUAAACGGAGUAGAUCACCUGUUGAAAGAGAUUAAUCCUUUUAUAUUGACGAGACAUGUAUGGUUAAUGCAAGAUAUGCCGAUUGAAGUGAUCAUUCCAAAAUUUAAGUUCGACUUUACAAGCCAUUUGGAGCCUUCUCUUCGUGAGUUGGGUAUUCGAGAUAUAUUCGACGAUACUGCUACUUUGACGGGUAUAGCAAAGACAAAACGUAUUUCCCGGCACCUCAUCGUUUCGGAUAUCCUCCAAAAAACUGGUAUUGAAGUGAAUGAAAAUGGAACAACCGCUUAUGCAGCCACCGGUGUACAAAUCGGGAAUAAAAUUUCUGAUCAAACCUUCCACGCGGAUCAUCCAUUCGUUUUUUAUAUCGAGGACGAAUCGACAGGUACUAUUCUUUACAUUGGAAAAAUCAUGAAUCCUCUACAACGAGAAGGAAGUACAGGAAAUGUAAAUGUGGAUUUAUCAUCACGUUCGGGUCAAGGUACACGACCUUCUCUAUCAUCCACUUCCGAUAAUGUAUUUUCAAUACCCCAUGGCGAGGAACGAUAUAAUUUUUUCAACAUCGACUUAUUGCAGGAGGUGAAUAAAGAAAUCGAAGGGAAUGUAAUAAUGUCUCCUGCGAGUGCUAAAUUAGCUCUAACGACUCUCGCCGAAGGUGCUAAAGGACAAACUCUUCAAGAAAUACAGGCUGCAUUGAGAUUGCCUGAAAAUUUACAAGAUAUCAGGACUAUUGCUCAACGUACUUAUGCGGCCUUGAAAACUUUCAAAAAUGGCACGGAGAUUGAUGUAGCAACUCGAUUAUGGUCUAAAAGAGGUCUAAAAAUAAUGAAUAAUUAUGAUAUUAUUCUGAAACGAUAUUACGGUGGAGAUAUUCAACCUCUUGACUUUACAAAUGGAUAUAAUGCCGAAGAAACGAUCAAUAACUGGGUACGCGUUGCCACUCGUAACAACGUUAAGUCUAUCAUAGAGCCUGGUAGCCUUAAUGCGGAUACGACUUUAAUUUUGACGUCAGCAUUAUAUUUCAAAGGAAAAUGGUUGAAAUCAUUUGAUAGAAAUGCAGGAUUCACUGAUUGUUUCUAUGUUCCUAAAAUAGGUUGUCAAAAUACAAAUUUUAUGGCGACUACAGCAGAAUAUCCUUAUGGACACAUUGCAUCUUUGAAUGCAGAUGUAGUAGAGAUACCGUAUACUGAUGGAAAGACUGCAAUGAUAGUUUUAUUACCUAAUAAUCAUGAACUGGAUCCAAAUCUUCAAAUUCUAUCAAAGGAUUUAUCUUAUAUACCUAUGUCUGCCUUAAUCGCAAAUCUUUAUCCAACGGAAGUUAAUCUGAUACUUCCUAAGUUUUCUAUAGAAAAUAAACUUGAUCUCCGAUUUGCACUGGAACAUAUGGGAGUAAAUACUAUGUUUAAGACAAGCGCAGAUUUAUCCGGAAUUACAGAGGAUGGUCCUUUACACGUUAAAAGUAUUUUACAAAAUGCUAAAAUAGAAGUUGAUGAAGAAGGAACUAUUGCAUCUGCAGUAACAGGUCUUUCUAUAGUGCCAUUAAUGGGAUCAAAUAAAGAAACUUUUAGAGCUAAUCAUCCGUUCCUCUUUGCUAUAGUGGAUUUACAAACAAACUCAACUCUUUUUGCUGGUCGUUAUAUACGUCCUAAUUUAAGUAAUUGAAAUAUUAUUCAAUAAAAGAAAUAAUGUACUUUUAAUAUAUGUAUAAAUACUUCUU
This is a messenger RNA of Vespa mandarinia (Asian giant hornet), 2730 nucleotides long. RefSeq lists its product as uncharacterized. The record is from RefSeq and is a predicted model, not a curated record. Gene Ontology annotation, molecular function: serine-type endopeptidase inhibitor activity. NCBI's taxonomy places the organism in Eukaryota, Metazoa, Arthropoda, Insecta, Hymenoptera, Vespidae.